GGAGGUUCUCAAUCGAUAUUCUUAAUUAAGUGUUGUGAAGAUGAGUUCAAGACCAGAGAUGUUUGUGAUGAUCAGAUCUCACGUCAGAAGUGCUUGGGGAAUCUACGCUUCAUCGCUGAACUUGGGAUUUGCGGUGUUAUGUCCGAAAAAGUUCUGCAUAACUGUGUUCAAGAACUUCUUUCCAGGAAAGGCCAACUUAGUUCAGUCAACGAUUCGGAGAUACAUACAUCUGCGCAGGAAAAAAACAAAACAGCCCAUACAAUUCGGGAGCGCUCUUUGUCCGCUGACUUGGAAUGUCUUUGUCAGUUCUUGACUGCUGUUGGGAAGCACAUGGACACACCGAAAGCGAAAAACUUAAUGGAUCAAUAUUUUCAUCGAUUGCGUCGUAUAUUAUCACGCGCUUACGAUUCAAAUGGAUUAACAUCCAACAAACAUGAAAAUGUAUCUACGGAAGGAAAAAAGUCGUUUUCGAAGCCGAAUGAUAACUGCAUCUUAUCUUCUAGAGUGCGGUUCAUGAUUGAAGAUUUGAUAGACCUAAGGGAAAACAAUUGGAUUCCACGUCGAGCUGGUCAGCGUACUGAAACAAACAAGCCACGUUUCCUUCGAGAUAUUCGCUUGGAAAUAUUAAAAGAAUCUGGAGUCCUUGUUGCCCCAACUCCAAGUGAGCGCUCUGUCACACAGCCAGAUGUACCUGGAAGUGCUUUUAUGGGUCACUCAUCAGCUUCAAGUAACUCUUCAGUGAAUGGCGAAUUUCCUUUCGUAAGUGGUCUGAGCUCUAGUUCAUCGAAAAAUAAUAAUGGACUUAAUACUGGUGAAGCUAAAAGUUGGAUGGAGUUGGCGCGAAUGGGUGAAGAACUCUGUCGUCAAAGUCCUCGUGAUUUCUGUUUGUUGGAUAACAGAAAUCGUAUUGGAGAGAGCCCCAUCAGUCAAUUUCAUGGACGUCCACAGGCUGGUGUUGCCACAGCUAAUCGGCGCUUUUUGUCUAGCAAAAAUGAUUUGUCCCAUUCAAACAAUAUUCUUCAUCAAGGCUCUAAACCAAAUAACACUGACAGCUGGACCAAAAGAACGGAGAAAAAUGAAGUCAGUAGCGAUUUAGAGUGGGUACGUGGUGUCAAUUCAAAACUACGGAACUCCGUUAUUACUCUGAGUAACGGCAUAUCAACAACUAAUUCUAAUUUACCUCCUCGAAUGCUCAGAAAACUGGCUGCGGAAGCUGCUGGGAAUUUGCAGAAUAACUCGACAUCAAAUGUUUUUAACGAAACAAAACAACCUGUCCAUUCGGAAGUACAGAGCUUCCAUGCAAAAUCCACUUCUGAUAAUAUGACAUCCAUUUCCAAAAACAGUGCAUCCUGCACCACGUCUUUUAUCCAUUUCAUUGGGCAAGUCAGUUCCUCUGAUCCUUUUGAGCCUGCAUACCUGCAAAAAGAAAGGUUAUCGGUCAGUGGUGGAGAUGAAGUCAGUACCCAAAAACCUGUUUGGUCUUAUCCUAAAUGUGUUCCAAACACGGCGAUUUAUGGUAGCUCAAAUCCAGCUCUUCCGUUUAAACCACAAUCUUCUGUUUCACGUCCUCACUUAAUAAACAAACCGAAUUUCCCGGAUAUUCAAGCAGCAGUUCAGAAACCAUGUAAUCGUAAAUUUGACCAGGUUAGAUCAUCUAAUUUGAACAACAUGGUCCAGUCAUCAAACAAUCUUGCUGAAAACAAUUACAAUACCACGCACGCUGUUGAUGAAAACAGGAAAAUCGCCCUUAGAUUACUCACUUUAUUGGGAGAUUCUCGUGAUCCUAUCCUGGUUAAGAAUCAAUUAAAUUCAUCGGAUUUCAGUCGAAUAACAACCGAAGUUCUUGCCGUCGCUGUUUUACAUUUAUGUGAAGAAGGUACUAAUCUUAAGUUGGCGGAGGCGGAACCAUGUGAAUUAGCUGCAAUAUUAGUAGCAUGUGCUGAAAAUCUAUUGCAUCGCGAUGCGUCUACAUCAUUCCUUGCAUCUAAGGAUAAUCGCAAAACGAAACCCACAAAAUUGUCGUGUCAUCCUUUAUCUCUUGUAUGGUCAAACCUCCUUAGCAAGAUUUUAUGUGUGACACAGUUAACUUAUUCCAAGUCCAAACUAGCAUUAUUAUCAGCUGCUUUAAUUUGGAGUCGUCAUAUUAGUCUGUCUGAAUUUGGUGAGCCCUUACGUGGGGGUAAACAUCAUCCCUUGUUUUUACUCGUUCUACAACGUUUAUCACAAAUUGUUAGUGAAGAUGGAAGUGAAACAAUUUGUAUAUCUGGAGCGGGAUUGAGUGACAGACGUUCCUUGCUCAUCCAAUUAUUUCAAGAGAGUGAAUUGCAAAUGAAUCAAAUGGUCCCAGAAGGGAGUCAAACAAACGAAGCUUUGUUGUCUUUGCUAGAAGAACGUAAUUUAGAUUUUCUCGUCCCGAGCCUACGAUUGUCAACGGAACUAUCUCACCUUAUUAUGGAUACUUCAUCCUUAGAAGGAAAAUGUCCAGAAGAGUCUGACAAAAUCACAGCUUCUAAAUUCAACGAUUACCUUUCAAAUCAUCCAAUUGAUGCCGGGAUACGAGCAUCAGACUACAUUCAUGCUUGCUUGCCAGUCAUUUAUGAAUAUAUUCACAGAGUAGGAAUUAUUGAUCUUGGCAGUUUGUCUUCACCCCCCACUUUAAUGGCUAGAGAAAAAGCUGCGUGGGAGUGCAUAGUACCUCAUGUACUUAUCGAAGUUUUACGAAGCUCAACAGACCGACAGUUGGAUGCUCUUCAUGACCUGCAGUCCUUCUGGGUUGAUAAAAAUAUGCCUAAAGGGUUUUUGUUUCGUUGUUUUAUGAACCUUUAUAAUUGUGAGCUUGUAUGUGAAGACGCCUUUUUAUCAUGGAAAGAAGAAGUGAAUCCCAGUUAUCCUGCUAAAGGCCAAGCACUAUUUGAGGUCAAUCGCUGGUUAACGUGGUUAGAAACAGCAGAGGAAGAAGACGAAGAAGACCAAUGUAAAUCUGAUUCAAAUGAGGAUCAUGCAAAGAUAAUUCAAGAAAGUCCAAUGGAUUCGGAAAACUCAGAAGCUUCUAAAUCUCCCAACCACUUUAUUGAUAUUGAGUCUCACAAUAUGCCACUGGCCCUGCAUCCCAAUUCAGCAGCUUUGCGUUCCUGAAUAACCCCUUUAGUUUCCGAACUUGAUAUCAGUUUUGUGUGUUUAUAUGAUAAUGAUGCCUGUAAAUCCUAGAUUGUAUGUCUUGCAUGGAAAAUCGGUUUUGAAACCUCGUCUUUACCAAAACAAUUUUUCGAACCUUCAAUCACAUUGGGCUUCAAUUUUCCUUAUUAUAUUAUUAUCAAAAAUCCUG
Schistosoma intercalatum is the source of this 3325-nucleotide messenger RNA. The record is from the annotation of a GenBank genome assembly. NCBI's taxonomy places the organism in Eukaryota, Metazoa, Platyhelminthes, Trematoda, Strigeidida, Schistosomatidae.